Mytilus trossulus (common blue mussel) is the source of this 1401-nucleotide messenger RNA. Its product is annotated as leucine-rich repeat-containing protein 9-like. The transcript has 10 exons. Gene Ontology annotation, cellular component: myosin complex. Bases 1 to 1386 code for a protein of 461 amino acids. NCBI's taxonomy places the organism in Eukaryota, Metazoa, Mollusca, Bivalvia, Mytilida, Mytilidae. The record is from RefSeq and is a predicted model, not a curated record.
AUGACAAAAAUCAGAAAGGAAACAACUAAGAAAAUUAAAAUUGAGUGUUAUUACAAUGAGGCCACUGCUAGAAUAAAGAAAAGUGCUGAUGUUAUUGUUAAUAGAAUGUUGAUAGAAAUAGAAUCUGGAGGAAAUGUCCGCUUUGAAGAGGGUUCUCCUACAGAUAUCUGGUUUUCAUCAUGUCCUGAUUUGGUGCUGUCCAGAUUUUGUGCUAGUGAUUAUAAGGAUCACAAUGUAUCGGGAAUCAAAAUCCACAGGAUAAUAAGAAUACACAACAGGAUGUUACGGACAUGGUUUGACGAUAUCUUGUCUUCCAUUGUGGAUGAUCCUGAUGGAGAAUACUAUCCAUGUAACAGAAAUACAGGCUACAGAAAGUUGUUAGAAUAUUUAUUUUGGAUGCAGGACCCACAGUUAUCUAAUGGUGCUAAUGAACAAGGACAUUUGUUAGAGGAAGGUUUCCUAGAGGCUCAAACAUAUAGUGAUUUGGGAAGAGAUGGUGCUGUUUCUCUUAGUAAUAGUUUGAGUUUAGCAGAUAGACAUCGGAUAGAACAUUUAACCAAAAAUGGCAAGAAUUCAGAUUAUAGUGAUUCAUGUCCAUUUAGAUAUGGUCAGUUGGUUAUUUCUAAAGUUUAUCUUGGUAAAAGUGUCAAAGCUUUAGACGAUAGACAAAUAAGCAAAAGUUCAUAUCCCAAAAUAGAUGCUGUGUUCAAACCAAGGAAGAUGUGUAUUUCUAUCGAAGGUGAUACUCUAUGUGAAUGUAGCGCCAGACAAUGUGAGUGGUAUUUAUUUGACAACAGACUUGUACUGCCAGAAUAUGUGGUAGAGUUUGAAUAUGUCACAAAGAUAGAAAGACUUCGAGCCUUACUGCAAGAUCCUGAGGUAACAAAAAUAAACUUUGCCAGUUUUGAUGAUUUGCCUCUACCUUUAGAUCCUAAUAUUAAAGUGAAUGGUAUCUGUGUUGAAAAGGCUACGCUGUUAAAGUGGAGAGGGUUGGAGGCUGAACGUUAUCAGACAGCAUUAGAUCAGAGAGCUAAUGCUCUCAACAGCAGAAAGAAAUUAGAAAAUGACAUUAAGGAUCUUCGACAACAAGCAGAGUUAGCUGUUUUUGUAAAGGAAGAUGCUGUCAUUCAGUUUAAACAUGUACAGGUUCAGAUGAAUGACAAUCAAACAGAACUUGAUGAAAUGCAAGCCUCCAUGAAGGAUAUAGAAAGGAAACUUGAGAAUUAUAAAGCUGAUGUACUGAAAUUACAAGAAGAUUUGCCUGCUUCUGACAGAAGAAAUCCUGAAGCUGAAAGAGAUGAGCUAUAUAUAUUUACACUGUUUACAAGUUUGAGUUUUGGUGGGGUUAUUUUAAUGCUUAAAUUUAAAACAAUGCAAAAUUUGUAGUUUCCGUUCUCUAAC